This is a messenger RNA of Epinephelus lanceolatus (giant grouper), 2700 nucleotides long. It is a transcript of the gene dgat1b, whose product is annotated as diacylglycerol O-acyltransferase 1b. NCBI's taxonomy places the organism in Eukaryota, Metazoa, Chordata, Actinopteri, Perciformes, Serranidae. Gene Ontology annotation, cellular component: endoplasmic reticulum membrane. The record is from RefSeq and is a predicted model, not a curated record. Gene Ontology annotation, biological process: triglyceride biosynthetic process. Gene Ontology annotation, molecular function: diacylglycerol O-acyltransferase activity.
AUGGGUGACUCGGAAGCGACCGGGACCUUGACUCGCAGGAGAAGGGCGACCUUUGCGGCGAGGAGAGGAGUGAGCCUGCUGCCGAUGAACGGGAGGUCUGCGGCGGGGUGUCACAGCUCAGUGACCGCUGACAUUAACGGGGAUAACAGCCAGGGGAAACAGGAGCUUUCACUGGAAACAGCCCGGAGUAAAUCAAAGAGUGAGAAAAAGAAACGCAGGAAUGACUUAACUGACAGACUGAGCUGUCAUAGGACACAGGAGUCCCUGCUGUGUUCAGCCAGUGGUUACAAUAACUACAGAGGGAUCCUCAACUGGUGUGUGGUCAUGCUGGUGCUGAGUAAUGCUCGCCUCUUCUUAGAAAACCUGUUAAGGUAUGGUGUUCUGGUGGACCCUAUUCAGGUGAUUUCCUUGUUUCUGAAGGAUCCCUACAGCUGGCCAGCAGCAUGCCUGGUGAUUGCGUCCAACGUGUUCAUUCUGGUGGCUCUCUACACAGAAAGGCAGCUGUCGAAGGGCUCAUUCUCUGAACUUGUGGGAUUUCUGGUCCAUUGCAUUAAUAUGGCAAUCAUGCUAACAUUCCCUGCUGCACUGGUCCUACUGGUCCCCUCCAUGACCCCAGUUGGCGGUGCCUUCACUCUUGGUACUUACACCAUCCUCUUCCUAAAGCUUUACUCCUAUAAGGACGUCAACAUGUGGUGCAGAGAGCUGAGCACUGCCAAGGCCAAGACACUGGCCAGGUCGCUGUCUUGUCCGUCCGCACAGCAUCUCAAAGGCAACCGUGAGGUGUGUUACCCUGGCAACCUCACCAUCAGAGACAUGUACUACUUUGUCUUUGCGCCAACUCUGUGCUACGAGCUCAACUUCCCCCGCUCUCCUAAUAUUCGCAUGGGUUUCCUGCUGAGGAGAUUGUUUGAGAUGCUGUUCCUCAUCCAGCUGUUAGUUGGUCUUACUCAACAGUGGAUAAUUCCCAUCAUUCAGAGUUCCAUGAAACCACUAGAGGACAUGGAUCUGUCCAGGAUGACUGAGAGACUUCUAAGAUUAGCUGUUCCUAAUCACUUGCUGUGGCUGAUGUUUUUCUACUGGUACUUCCACUCGUCUAUGAACUUCACCGCUGAGCUGCUGCGCUUUGGAGACAGACAGUUCUACAGAGACUGGUGGAACUCUGAGACAGUGACAUAUUUCUGGCAGAACUGGAACAUCCCUGUACACAAGUGGUGUCUACGCCACUUCUACAAGCCACUGCUGAGGAAAGGAUUUAGUAAAAUAGUCAGCCAAUCAGCUGUCUUCUUCUUGUCGGCUUUCUUCCAUGAGUACUUGGUCAGUGUUCCUCUCAGGAUGUUCAGACUUUGGGCCUUCAUGGGCAUGAUGGCGCAGCUUCCAUUAGCCUGGAUUGCUGGUCGCUUCCUGCGGGGCGCCUACGGCAACGCUGCAGUGUGGAUCUCAAUCAUUAUUGGCCAGCCAUUCGCCGUCCUGAUGUACGUCCACGACUAUUACGUCCUGAACUACAGAGAGGAGUCUGAAUAAUGUACACAAACACACACAUAUGUACAUACACAUCUACCACCUUCAUCUUGUACGUUCACACACAAACACAGAAGUACCACUUGCGUCCAGUGCAGCUCAACAGAUAUCGCCCUUUUUUUCUUUCUUUUUUUUUUGUUAAGAUUAUUUUUUUUGGCUUUAUUUGAUAGGAUAGCUUUAGCAUGGAAGGGGUAGAAAGGAGGGGAUGACAUGCAGCUAAGGGCCAUGAGUCAGGACCAAACCCGCAGCUGCUGCAGCAAGGGCACAGCCUCUGUACAUGGGGGCGCCCGCUCUAUCAGGGAGCUACUGGGUGCACUAAAGGAUGCUGUACUUUACACGUCAGGGUGAACUUAUCACAUCCUGAUCAUAGCAUGUUUACAUAAAACACUUUGGCUGUUGUAUCUUCCUGCAAUGUUUUUUCAUCCCAGAAAAAAAUAUUUUUUAAGCUGGGAAAGAUAAGAAUUGCUAACAUGAGGAAAUAUUGUAAAACUAUGUUGACUCUUGAAAAACUACUGUAACGCAGGAGAGUUCACUUCAGUAUCCAUUGAUGUAGUCAUCUAGCAUUUCACUCAGGUGAUUUUUCUUCCAGUGUCUUUUUAAAACCUCUCACUGCCAGUUUGCCAAAUGUAUCAACGCCUGCAUGUGGUACUGCAGAAAAGCUUCUCUGUUUUACCAGAGAGGCUUUGCUCCUCUUCAGCUGUGUGCAUGGACAGUAUAAUGACUGUGGCUGAAUUUUAUCAAUUGUCAAGUUGACAACAUGAUUCAAGUGCCUUCAUAAAAGUUAUGAGAGAGUUUUAUGACCCACUGUGUUUCCUCUCUGUGAGCCAAAGGGGCCUGAAUGUGUCUGGUUUUACUGUGAGAUGGAACAUCACGAAGAGAAAUGAAUGGAUGCUGGUAGGAUUUUAUAAAUGUACAAUAUAUUUUUUAAUGAUGUUUUACUUUGUCAGUUAUGAAAAGGCCAGCAUUAUUGUAUGUGUUUUUUCAUCAUAAUAAUACAGCACACAUCCAAUCGUCCAAUCAGGCCAGCAAUUUUUUUUUUUUUUUUGUAUUACUUUUUUGCAGAAAACAGACAAUGCAAAUUCACUGAAUUGGUGUUUUUAUUGUACUUCUAUCUCAUUGGACUGCUGGAUUAUCUAAAUACAAUGUGUGUGUCUGAAAAUAAACAUUCAGAAUUCAAUUUAA